Molecule: messenger RNA, 3039 nt
Organism: Stylonychia lemnae
Lineage: Eukaryota; Ciliophora; Spirotrichea; Sporadotrichida; Oxytrichidae
Source: the annotation of a GenBank genome assembly
AUGUCUUAAAGCUUUUGCCAAGAAAUUUUAUAAUCAAAUCUCAGAAAGGAAAUAUUACUUGAUGAUAUUGAUGAAGAGUUCUCUGAAAGCGAUAAGUUAAGACUAUUUGAUUUAGGCAUUUCAGAUCUUUACCUGAUAUACUUAGAUUUAACGACAAUCAAUGAAUUUAAAUAAUAGCAUAAGUCUUUUAAAAGUAAAAACUUAAUCUUACGCUGGAAAUUCUCUGAUAAGAGUGUCAAGGAGAAUUAUGAAUAGAUAAAUGGUAUUGGUAUUGAAUUCAAAAUAAAAACACCGGAAAGAUUAACUAAUACGCUGGAUAUUCACACAGUGUAAUACGAUGAUAAGUUAUUUACAGAUAGAAUCAUAAAGGAUAAAGAUAUUUACUAUAAGUUUAAAAAUGCUAUCAUCAAUCAAAUCAAGGAAUCUGAAAGUCUUCAAUAAGUCACUAAUGUCAUUUAAAACACUCCAAGUUUAAAUUUCUUUGAAUAAUCAGCUAUUUUGAGAUAUAAGCCAAGUAAUUUAAAAGGUUAAAUAACUAAAAAAGAAUUUAUGAUAGUUAACCACAGAUAUAUUGAACUAGGCUUGACAAAUACGGAGGCCAGGAAUUUAGAUAAAGAAUUAUAACAAAUAGAACGAGAUUCAAAUAUUCUAUAAUCAUUUUUCAUAGACGAGGAAUAAUACAGGUUAUUUAAUUAAAGAGUUUUAGAGUAUUUAUAUAAUAGAAGGAGGACAAUUUUCGUACCUUACUUGAAUGGGAGGUUUGAGGAUCAUUAUAUAAGUUUAAAUGACAUGAACUUUGAUGAAAGGACAGAAAUUUAGGAAUCUACUAUAUUCCCUCACUUCAUGAGUCAAUAGGAUUAUAGGGACACUCUAAGAAUAAAAUCCAAUGCUAUCAAUAUAAUUUUGCAUUUGGACAUUAAUAACAACAGAGAGCAGUAAAAGCUUAUUAGCACCUUGAUUUAAAUGAAUAAGAACUUGAUUUCUUUCUAAUUGAGCGUUUAGUUCUCUUAUACAAAUAUCUCCAACUCUCUUACAUCUAAGGAUAAUAUUAGAAAUCUUUAUUACAAUGAUAUGGAGAUACUAACUUAAAAUUCAAUAUCAUCUUGUGAAAAUACCAAUAUUUGUGUAUUUCCCACUAUGAUCAUAAAUGGAGUAGUGAUUGAUUAAAGCUAGCUAUUAUUGGUCUUAACUCAUCAAAGUGAAUCCUAUAUUUAUAAAUAUCUAAAAGAAGUUAUUUAAAAUAAUGCAGAAAACACUGUAAAUUUGUUCAAAGAUGGAUAUAUAGAUUAAGACUCUGAUUUCAGGACUGUGUAUUUUGAAUUCAAUAAGAAUCUAAUCAGGACAUAGGUAUUUAAUAAAGACACAAAUAACUACAGACAAGGUGAGAUUUUCAGAUCAAAUAUAGUUAUGGAUUACGAAGAUAUUUUUGAAAAUAAAGACAAUUAAAGAAACAUUGAAUUUGAAGUCAUAUUUAGAUUAAAAGAAUAAAAUGGAUAUUCCGUGUCUAAGCUGGCUUAGUCCUAGUCACUAAUCAAAAAAGAAUUUUACUUAGACAAUAAAUCUAAUAAAACUUAAAAUAGUUACCCUUUGCAAAUUUAAGUGAAAGCUCAUUUGAUGUAAAAAUAUUAUGUCAGAGUAUUAUCAGUGCUCAACUAAUUUAAGCAAGAUAAUAUAGACAUGAAGCUUUACAUUUUUGACUCUGAGAGAUAGCUUGGACUAGAAAAUAAUCUUAUCAGAUUUCAUUACUAUCGACUGUACUAUGAUACCAAUUAAAUUGAUUGCAUUAAAAAAAGCAGUAAAAUUAUGAAUAUCGACACUGAAUUUAGAUAUAUUCUUUUUGAUAUUGACCAAAUUUAAGGCUUGAAUUUCAUUGCAAAAAAUAUCAGCCAUUAUUUCUCCUAUAUCAAGGAUGAUAUUAGAAAUAUUAGCAUCUCUCAUAAAGUUUUUGGAUUUAAUUCUAGUUUGGAGCUUGAUAACGGGAGAUGGAAAAAAUACGAUCAUAAAUUAAAACUAGAUUUUCAACUAAAGGAGAUUUCUUAAGUAGUAUAGCUAUUUUAAAAAUAGUCUGACAUAGGGGUUUAAGAAAAUAAUUUUGCUACUAAGAACGCAUUUAUAAUCAGAGAUCACAGAGGAGUAAAAUAAAUAACUCAUAAUAUGCUAAACUAUCUUUAUAUUAGAGUUUAAAACCCUGGAAGACUUUGUUUAUCAUUAGCAAAUUAGCUCAUUCUAGAAGUUAGAAAAAUCUCUUGGCAAUCCUAUUAACCUAUUUUUUCAAAUAAGCGGUACAAAGGGUAAAAUAGUUUCAAGUUUUACUUCAUUGAAAAUCAAUAUAUGAGUCCAGAUUUUAGAUAAAAUCUUAAUGCUCUAAGUGAGAAACUCAGUUUUGACUAUGAAUUAUUAAAUUAUUAAUGGCCAGAGGUUAUUUUAUAAAGGGAUUUUCAACCUGGAAGAAAUUUCAUCUUUUACCGAGUGUUAUUUUUAGAUUAACUCUUUCCAUAAGAUGUGGACAGAGUAAUAUUUAUGGAUGCUGAUUAAGCAAUUAAAGAUUUUACAAAUAUUAAGGAACUAUUUGAGGUUGAUUUAAUGGACAAACCUUAUGGAUUUGUUUCCCAUUGCAGAUUAUUACAGACAUACUUUAUCUCUCAGUACUGGAAAUAACUUUUGCAAGAGAGAGGUUUAGAUUAUCAUUUCGGUGGUUUAUUCAUUGCUGAUAUUUCUAAAUUCAGAUACAAUAUUUAUGGAGAUUUGCUUAGAUCGGCAUAUUAGAGACUAUAAAAAGAUGAGUUAAAUGAGAAUCUUGGGCUUUUGGAUUAGGAUUUAGUCAACUACAUCCAAAAUUAAGUGCAAAUUCACACUAUUCAUAAAAAAUGGCUGUGGUGCGAAGCUUGGUGUGAUAAGGAAGAUGAGGAGUUUGCUAUGGUUAUAGAUUUUUGCACAGACCCUUUUAGGCUCUAGGAGAAUAAAUUCAAAAGAGCUGUAAGAUUAAUAGAUGGUUAUUUAGAUCUAUUUGAGACUGUAAAAUAAUAAAUAAAUGAGUGA